AUGUCGACGCCAAUAGAUACAUACACAAGUCUCCCCGAAAUUUUACCACCGUCUUUCAGUUCUUACGAAGUGUACUGUGACGAGUUAAACGACUUUUUGUCUGCCAAUCAAAACCUUUUCACGACGAACCAUUACGACGAGGAUGGGAUGUACCUCGACACGGAAAGGAGUGUCCACGCUUUCAUGUACAAUCAAUUUGAUUCAUUACCAGAAGAAUGGAAAAGUCAAUUUCUGAUCCCACUUGAAGUAUAUGCAACUGCGCAUCCAGAACACGCUUUAGAGGUGUAUUGUUACUUAAUGGACUUGAUGACGGAUAAGAUGCCAACGCUGCCAUACCCAUCUGGUGUCGACUUGGAAGUCAUCAAAAUGCUCAAGGAGAAGUUCCCUGUAGCUCACGGCUUAAAUGACUUUAUUGACCAUUGCCGAAGACUGACCCCACGAAAGUUUGAAGACUCUUUUCAGUUUGAUCCCAAAGCAAAAACGUGGUUUACAAAAGACAUUAAAGGGAAGUCCCAACCUAUAGACGUCGUCUUUAUGAAACAAAAGAAAAAAUACGAAAUUCGACUCUUAGGCGAUUUGAUCAUUAAAAUAGCGAAGAACAGCGACGUGAAAACUAUUGUUGAUGUUGGCAGUGGGAAGGGGUACUUGACUGAAUACAUCGUCUUAAAUUCCCCGUUGCGUGCCGUCGGGAUCGAAGGCAAUGCGGACUUUACAAACAAAAUGGCGAUACGUGUGAAUGACGUUGAUCGGAAAAGAGCGAAAGGCGUGCAACUGACUCACUCGGAAAGUUACACGGCGUUUUUAACAGCGGAGACGACGUCGUCUGAGUUCUGCGACAUCGCCAAAUUGCAUGAAGAGAGUGUGUUAUUAACAGGCCUUCACCCAUGUGGGGAUUUAACUCCGACGCUCCUUCGAAUGUUUCAAGGGAUUCCGGAGAUUAAAAGUGUGUGUAUGGUUGGGUGUUGUUAUCACAAACUAACGGAGAACAAAUACAUCUUGAUGGAUGACGAGAAACAGCGAACGCUCUUUGAGAAGUGUCCCACGUGUGUUCCGAAGAAGUUUGGGUUUCCGAUGAGUAAGCGUCUCUUGCACGACAGAAUAAUUAAGUUCCACAUGGCGGAAAAUUACGUGACGAGUAAUCCCCACCCUGAGGGGAAGACUAGAGAAGAGUGGUUGUACGCUAUGAAGAUGCAAAGUUAUCGAGCGGCUUUGGAAUUGUUCAUUCAUCAGCACUUGCCCAAGUUUUAUGAGUCACAUUACACAGGACAAAUUCGAGAGUUGCACACUAAGACAUUUGGACUGUACUUAACGCGAGCUUUAGUGAAUAUAAGAAGACAUACAGAAACAUUCGAAUACGGAAAUAAAGAGUAUGGACCA
Molecule: messenger RNA, 1377 nt
Organism: Entamoeba invadens IP1
Lineage: Eukaryota; Evosea; Mastigamoebida; Endamoebidae
Exons: 1
Source: RefSeq, a predicted model, not a curated record